AUGUCAUCUGCACCUCCCAAGGUCGAUCCCACCGUCAUCCCUAAUGUCGUACAAUACGAUCAGUUCGCGAGGGAAUGGCAGCAGAUACUCAAUCAGGACAACUUUGAUGGUUUCCGCAUUGAGGCUGGCAAGACUGUGACGAAGAACAUGCAGGCCAACCACUCUCUUUUCUUGGGCACAUCUCUGAGCCCGAACCAGUACCUCUAUCAGUUUGGUCCGACGUAUGCUACGGAUGAUGGGCGCACUGUUAUGGUGGGCAGGCUGGGGAUGGACGGCGGUGUUAACGCUCGGCUGAUGAAGAAACUUUUCAAGGGCACUGAUUUGAAGAUCAACGCCAACUCGAACCUCCACGACCCUCAGAGGAACAUGUACGAGUUCACUGUGGAUCAGCAAGGGGAGGAUUGGGCAGCUAGUGCUAAGCUGGCCUAUCAGGGGACCUGGAUAUCCAAUGUCAGCUUUGCCCAAGAGGUCACCAACAACCUCUCGUUGGGUGGAGAGCUGACUCAUGUCGCAGUUAAUGGUGUGUCUAUUGGAGGCUUGGGAGCUCGUUAUGUAUGGGGCCCUAACUACUUGAGCUUCGCCUUGGGCCGACAACCUGAUUUCAAACAGGGGCCGCAGGCUAAUGUACACUCUGCUAAGAUGCAGUAUGUGCGUAAGGUGUCUGACAGGCUGGCGAUUGGUAGUGAGUUCGAGUAUAGUCAACCUGAGCAGGAGAGUCAGCUGCGUCUGGGCUAUGAGUACACCUUUCGUCACGCUAGAGUUCAGGGCUUGUUGGACACCUGUGGAAAGGUCUCGUGCUUCGUCCAGGACUUCAUGGGCUUUGGCAUCAGCGGUAUGGUAGAUUUUGUGAAGGGCGACUAUCGAUUCGGUUUCAUGAUGCAUAUGGUGCCCCAGCCGGAAGAUGCAGCAGCGGCUGGUGGGGCUCCUACUUCUGCGUGA
Perkinsus marinus ATCC 50983 is the source of this 939-nucleotide messenger RNA. RefSeq lists its product as hypothetical. The transcript has a single exon. Gene Ontology annotation, cellular component: mitochondrial outer membrane translocase complex; mitochondrial outer membrane. Lineage: Eukaryota; Perkinsozoa; Perkinsida; Perkinsidae. Gene Ontology annotation, biological process: protein import into mitochondrial matrix. The coding region runs from base 1 to 939 and encodes 312 amino acids. Gene Ontology annotation, molecular function: transmembrane protein transporter activity. The record is from RefSeq and is a predicted model, not a curated record.